This is a messenger RNA of Pocillopora damicornis (cauliflower coral), 1763 nucleotides long. RefSeq names its product interferon-inducible GTPase 5. Gene Ontology annotation, cellular component: membrane. Gene Ontology annotation, molecular function: GTP binding. The record is from RefSeq and is a predicted model, not a curated record. NCBI's taxonomy places the organism in Eukaryota, Metazoa, Cnidaria, Anthozoa, Scleractinia, Pocilloporidae.
CAUGUUGGCCCAAGAGAUCAGGAAACAGGGGAAGUCUUUUUUUUUCAUUCGCACCAAAAUUGAUAUGGAUUAUCUGAAUGAGAGGCGAAAGAAAUCUUUCAAUGAGGCUGACAUGCUGCGCAAAAUCCGCAUGGACUGCUUGAAGAACCUGGCUGAGGAAGGUUACAACCCCAUCAGCGGUGAAGACAACGUCUUCCUGAUAAGCAACCAUCAUCAAAAGAAGUGGGAUUUCGAUCGACUUACGCAAGCGAUUCUUGAUGCAUUGCCAAGAUAUCAGCGAGAGUGCCUCACCUUGUCUCUCAAUACCCUGACCUGCUUAUCAAGAGAAAUCCUUAAGAGAAAAGUUGAUGUUUUGAAAGGGCGCAUGUGGCUCGUUGCAGGAGCAUCUGCUGCAGUCGCAUGUGUCCCUCUUGCUGGGCUAUCUUUUAGUGUUGAUGCCGUGCUGAUAUUCAACGAAAUUACGCAGUACUUAGCCCAGCUUGGAAUUCCUAAAGAAGGGUCGGAAAUAUUUGAGAUUCUAUGUGAUACCACUAAACGACAGGUCGUCUCUCUUUAUCUCAAUUUCGCCAGUAUCGCCGGAAUUGCCUCGUUUUUUGCAUCGGGGGCUAGCGCGGAAGCAGCUGCGGAAGAAGUUGUGCGUUUUAUUCCGUUCAUAGGGCCAGCAAUAGCUGGCACUUUGUCCUUCGCUGGCACAUUUGCCAUACUUCGUAUAGCUUUGGAUAGAAUUGAAGCAGUAGCAUUAGCUGUCCUUGAGGACGCUGCCCAACAAUCAUUUGACGAUUUUGAUCUUGAUUAAGUUUGUAUUAAUCCAGUGUUUUGGUUAAUUUGAUAUGUUGUUCAUGGCACUAAGCUAAAUUGUGAGUCACGGUUGAGAUGGAGGCCAAAACCUAGCUGAAAUCCGGCACUCUCUUCUUCAAGAUCAGAUAGAAAUCAGGAAUAAAAUUUCCUUUCUAGUUUGUUUAGUAGCAAUCUUAACUAGAAUAUUUUGAAGUCAACUGCAACUCGAAAAUCUUUUCGUCGUAUCAAAAAACCUGGCAAGUAACUUUCUGCACAAGGAGACACUGUAUACAAAUGUAUUAAUUCAUAUACGAGAUGUAAAGUUAUCUUGAUUAUUUCUGGGAGACAGAUUCUAGCUUUUUCUUCUCAUUAACAUAAUCACGGGUCUUCGAAGUCACUUGAGACUCAGUCAAUGGCUUAAAACAUCUUUUCAUAUGGCACGUAUAUCACCCAAACUGAUUCGUGAAGAAUGUAACGGUUUUCUUGUAAAUUUACAAAUAUCUCUUAAACCAACUAAGUGAAGCCAAACAAUCAAAAGUGCCUAGAGAAUUAGAGACAAUGUCAGCUCUUUCAAUAAAAUUAAAGAGUGUAACUAUCUCUGCCUACCGUUCAGCCAGUGAAGCUCAUAAGAUAUUAUCCAUUGGAGUUGUGCCAAUCUCAGUUUUGUUUUUCUAUAAGGCAUAUUUGAUUAAUUAAUUGUUUGGAAAGUAAAGCAAUAAGUAGGGAUAAUUAGACAAUGACAAUACUAUCUGUUGUAGCUAAAUGUUUUUAGGAUAAUGAUAAUAUUAGGAAGAUUGGGUAAUAGCUUUGUAGGUGAAGAAUUGUGAAAUCUUCGGUUUUCAUUGCUUAUUUGAUGGAACAUUGCUCAUGGUAAUUAUAAUCAAUUAAUUUUUUUGCUAUUUUCUCCUAGAACGCUGAAUUUAUUCAGCCUGUUUUGUUAGCGAGUAGUUAAAUGACUCUUUGUAAUAAAGAAGUUGAGAGAUGUA